Molecule: messenger RNA, 1335 nt
Organism: Diaporthe batatas
Lineage: Eukaryota; Fungi; Ascomycota; Sordariomycetes; Diaporthales; Diaporthaceae
Exons: 4
Coding region: 1-1335 (444 amino acids)
Molecular function (GO): acyl-CoA dehydrogenase activity; flavin adenine dinucleotide binding
Source: RefSeq, a predicted model, not a curated record
AUGUCUCGUGUGCUCUUCAGACACCCGUGCCGUACAAGUCGGCAGCCUGUAGCACCAGCUAUCAGACUCGCCACCCGAGCACACAGCAAAGGCAGCCAUGGCUUCUCGACUACGCCGACAAGACAAAACCUAAUGGAGACGACGGGCUUCACGGAAAACCAGCUCUCAGUCCGGGAGGCGGUAGGGGCGGUUUGUGCCCAGUUCCCCAACACAUACUGGCAGGACAAGGACCAGCGGGAGGAAGACCCGUCCGAAUUCCACGCCGCGCUCGCGAGGGGCGGCUGGUUGGGGAUAGCGCUGCCGGAGGAGCUAGGCGGGUCCGGGUUGGGCAUCUCGGAGGCGACCAUGAUGAUGCAGACCGUAACAGAGAGCGGGGCGGGUAUGGCGGGUGCGCAGGCCAUUCAUGCCAAUGUGUAUGCGACGCAACCACUUGCGCGGUUCGGCACGAGACGCCAGCUAGAAAGCAUUAUCCCGCACAUAGUUUCCGGCAAGUGGCGGACGUGCUUUGGCGUCACAGAGCCAAAUUCCGGCCUCGACACGCUGCGCCUGGGCACCGUGGCGAGGCGGCAGGCGGACGGGUCUUACCGCGUCACGGGCCAGAAGAUCUGGAUCACCUGUGCCCAGGUCGCGCGAAAGAUGAUGCUCCUUGCGAGGACGACUGCGCUGGCCGAGGUGCAGAAGCCCAGCGAGGGGCUGUCCAUGUUCUGUAUUGAUCUCGACCGUGAGCAGCCCGGGUUGGAUAUCCGGAAGAUCAGAAAGAUGGGUGGCAGGGCCGUUGACGCUAACGAGGUGUAUUUUGACAAUUAUGCCAUCCCGCCCGAGUCGCUUGUUGGCGACGAGGGAAAAGGCUUCAAGAUGAUCCUGCACGGCAUGAACGCCGAGCGCUGCCUGCUUGCCGGUGAAGCUUUAGGGCUUGGUUAUGCUGCGCUGACAAGAGCUGCCGAGUAUGCCAGGGAUAGGACCGUCUUCCAGCGUCCGAUAGGCAUGAACCAGGGAAUCUCUCAUCCACUGGCUGAUGCCUUCAUGAAGCUCGAGGGGGCCAAGUUAGCGACAUACCACGCAGCGAGGCUAUUUGAUGCCGGUAGGAACGAUGCUUCGAUACGGCCAGACCAGAUCGGGGUCGCCUGCAAUAGUGCCAAGUACAUGGCCGCAGAGGCAGCUUUCGAGGCUUGUGAGAGGGCCAUUCUGACACACGGCGGCAUGGGCUACGCCGCGGAAUACGAUGUUGAGAGGUGGUUCCGCGAGUGUCUCGUCCCGAGAAUUGCGCCUGUAAGCCGCGAGAUGAUUCUAAAUUACAUCAGUGAGAAGGUUUUGAAGCUACCCCGAAGCUAUUAG